Laccaria bicolor S238N-H82 is the source of this 669-nucleotide messenger RNA. RefSeq lists its product as uncharacterized. The record is from RefSeq and is a predicted model, not a curated record. The coding region runs from base 49 to 669 and encodes 206 amino acids. Lineage: Eukaryota; Fungi; Basidiomycota; Agaricomycetes; Agaricales; Hydnangiaceae. The transcript has 7 exons.
GAGCGCCAUUGAUACCACAACCACCACCACCAACCUUCGUUACGGAGGAUGUCUGAACCGGCAAGCGCUGCGCUGCAUGAGCACCAGAUCCCGGAGGGUGACGACGACGUCGUGAAUGGACACUAUGAGGAAGAGGAGGAGGAGGAGGAGGAAGGGGGGGAGGAGGGUGUUGAACUUGGUGAUGGAGAAGUCGACGAGGGGGAGGAGAGUGACGAGUAUGACGUUGACUUUGAGGAGGAAGCACAAAUUGUGGGGGACGAAGACGACGAUGAGGAGGAGGAGGUCCAGAGCGGCAGCAUGACGGCGCUUUUGCUGGGCAAUCCGAACUUCGAAGAAGAGGAGGAGGAGGAGGAAGACGAGGAAGACAAUUGGCAUGAAGACCCGCCUCAAGCCCCCACUGCGUCAAGUUCGAAAAAGCGAGGCAUUGAAGAGACGGAAGAGGAGGAUGGGAACAAAACAAAGAAGGUACCCCCUUUGGCUGGAUUAGGAAGUCCCUACCCAGAUACCACUAUAAAUGCACGCGUCAACGUCAAUCAAGGCAAGCCAGAUCCCUUCAUUUUCACCCAUUUCUUGAGCUUUCAUUUCGAAAUGCACAGAAUCAAGAAGCGCGUGUCGCGACUCUCCAAGCAGAAAUCGACAGGCUCCAGGAAGAACUUGGCGAGGGCGUAG